Molecule: messenger RNA, 1600 nt
Organism: Malania oleifera
Lineage: Eukaryota; Viridiplantae; Streptophyta; Magnoliopsida; Santalales; Ximeniaceae
Product: probable protein S-acyltransferase 12
Exons: 7
Coding region: 349-1164 (271 amino acids)
Biological process (GO): peptidyl-L-cysteine S-palmitoylation; protein targeting to membrane
Cellular component (GO): endoplasmic reticulum; Golgi apparatus
Molecular function (GO): protein-cysteine S-palmitoyltransferase activity
Source: RefSeq, a predicted model, not a curated record
UUGAGCUUAAAAAUUUCAUAUUUACAUAAUAAAUGAGUCAAAUGUGCUCUGACUUGGCAGAAAUCCUAAGCCGUACACUUUUCUCUCGCACUGCGUAAAAGGUCUCCGGUCGGGGUGCUUCCAUGAAAAUGACGCCGUUUUCCCGGUGAAAACGUCGAAGCUCGACUAGGUGACGGCGAAACGCGAAGCCGCCGGGAAGCAAACGACAACUCAGAUUCGUUGCCCACGUCUAUUUGGCAUUCACAAUACGGAUCCGCAAACCUGGCUUCAGAUAUCUGGAAACGCCUAUUUCCGACACGAACCAGGAGGCGCGCUUCAUUCGGGCCCGGCCGGCUGAUCACUUCCGGAAUGAAUCUCAACCCGUUCAAGCUCUGCUCCGGCCUCAAAGUUCUUGGCUACUUUAUGAUCCUCCUCGUUGCUGCUAUCGUCGCUGUUUCGUAUUACGCCGUUGUCGUCGUCUCUUCGGGUCCUCACCUGCUUCGCGGUGGCCUCCAGUCCCUUCUUUCGUUCUCUAUAAUCACCGUGUUUCAUAUUUUGCUUGUACUUUUGGCAUGGAGCUACUUUAUGGUAGUGUUUCAGGAUCCUGGUUCUGUUCCUAAAAACUGGAGUCGAGUAUCCGAGGAGGAAACUUUGGUGGCUGGAAGUUCUACCAUGUUGCCAGAAUCUGCAACACGUGAGGCAUUGGCUUCUACAUGGCCUCCUUCAGAUGAGUUGGAAAGAAGACGUGAUGUAGGUUAUUGUAAUCAAUGUCAGAAUGGCAAGCCUCCUCGUUGUCAUCACUGCUCUGUUUGCCAAAGAUGUGUUCUUAAAAUGGACCACCAUUGUGUAUGGGUUGUUAAUUGUGUGGGCGCACGUAACUACAAGUUCUUCCUACUUUUUCUGCUAUAUACAUUUCUGGAGACAACAAUGGAUACUUUAGUAUUGCUGCCGGGUUUCAUCAAAUUCUUUGGAGGAACCAAGAGUCAUUCAAUGUCACCUGGCAAUCUUGCUGUCACUUUCUUGGCUUUCGUUCUCAAUUUGGCAUUCUCGUUGAGUCUUCUUUGUUUUAUAGUAAUGCAUGCUUCUCUUCUGUCAAGCAAUACCACAACAAUAGAGGUUUAUGAGAAGAAAAGAGCAAUCAGGUGGAAGUAUGACUUGGGCUGGAAGAGAAAUUUUGAGCAGUAGGUUUUUGGCACCAGAAAGGCACUGUGGUUUUUCCCUUUGUUCUCGAGAGAAGAUUUGGAUAAUAUAGCUGCGCUUCAAGGUGUAGAAUUCCCCACUCGGACAGAUGUUGAGGCUUAAAGUGGGGCGAAUUUAUCCCUCCUGCAGCUGGAGCAACUACCAGUUUCUUCUUGGAUCAAAAUAUGUAGUGGUAUAUUUUAAUGCACACUGCAAUUAUGUUUUCAACCUCGGUCUGUAAAGAAUGAUUCUAUGUUGAAUUUGGUUAUAUAUGUAUAUAAUAUUUGUUGGCAUGAAAUUGUCUUUCGUGUAUGGGAGAAGAAAAUUAUCUUGCCCUGAUAAAAUUUUCAGGUGCAAAUCAAAUGAUUGUAAUUUCAUAACCAGUCAUAUGUACUUGUAUGUACCAUUAUUGAAAUCUAAUAGCAUUGUUCAUUUCCUUGGA